ACUGGGGGGAGGGUCGAAUUGAGCUAGAAUUUAAAUACGCUUGUGGCUGAGUCAAACGGGCGGAAGAAAGGAAGGAAGGAACUAAAAUGCACUAAAACGGACGGAGGGCUUGUGCUUCUGGACAAACGGCGAUGGGAGCCACGGCCAGCGCGAUCGGUGGAUUCAUUACCGGUGUGUUAAACUCUGUCACCGACAGGUUUCUGACACCACCCCUGAAGGCCACUCUGAAACAUUUAGAAGAAACUGAACUCAAAACUCUGUCUGGAGAGAAAAAAGCUUUCAAAGCCAAAUUACUAUGGGAGAAAUCUGGAGCUGUGAUCAUGGCAGUCAGGCGGCCAGGAUGAUUUUUGUGCAGAGAGGAGGCUGAAGAGCUGUCCUCUCUGAAACCUGAGCUGGAAGAGCUUGGGGUCCCUCUGUACGCUGUAGUGAAGGAGGAGGUCGGCAAAGAGGUCCAGAACUUCAGGCUGUACUUCAAGGGGGAGGUCUUCUUGGAUGAAAAGAGACGGUUUUAUGGGCCACAAGAGAGGAAGUUGGGCCUCCUGGGGUUUCUUCGCGUUGGGGUGUGGCUAAAUGGCUUGAGGGCCUUCAAUAAGGGCUUCAUUGGAAAUAUUUUUGGAGAGGGCUUCGUCCUUGGUGGUGUGUUUGUCAUUGGACAAGGACAGCAGGGAAUAUUGCUGGAGCACAGAGAAAUUGAGUUUGGGGAUAAAGUCAACAUUAAAGAUGUUAUUGAAGCUGCUAGAAGAAUCUCACAGGAACUUCUGCCCUUAAAGAAAUAGUUGUCUACACCAGAGGUUAAGUGUCACAUAAAUGUACAUCUGAUCUUGUAAAGACUAAAUGUAUGUUGAGUUCAUGUUGUAACUAUAAUGUUCACUAUGCAUGAGGCUCAGUUAUGUGGACUCAUAUUUAAUAAUGGCACAGCAUAUAGAAUAGUAAGAGUCACCGAGUGUGUUAAUGAUGGUCUGUUUCUAAACUCUGUAGAAGAAACAAGCUUGAUCUCUAACAUUCAGUUUCAUUUAUUAUUCUCUAAGAGCUGUGAAGCCCCAAGAUGCUGACCUUUGAAUAAUAAAGUGUGUCUUUGAGCCGUGCA
This is a messenger RNA of Sphaeramia orbicularis (orbiculate cardinalfish), 1087 nucleotides long. Its product is annotated as peroxiredoxin-like 2A. NCBI's taxonomy places the organism in Eukaryota, Metazoa, Chordata, Actinopteri, Kurtiformes, Apogonidae. The record is from RefSeq and is a predicted model, not a curated record. Gene Ontology annotation, molecular function: antioxidant activity. The transcript is spliced from 5 exons.